UUUCGAAUUUAAGUCUUAAGAUUUAACAAGAAUUCUUUAUAGCUACUGUUUCUUAUUUAUUUGGUUCUUCAAACUAGAUCUUGGUUCAGAUGUUCCUUGAUUUUAAAUCUAUUUUCUGUUAUUGAGUUUUCAUCUUUUAAGCUUUUUGCUUUCUUAAAUCAAAAAAUAAGAAUCAAGAUCAUAAAAAACAGAUAACUGAUUAGAUGAUCACAGUUGAUCGAGAUAGCGAAUGCAGUUUCCAGAAAUAAUAUUUUUUUCUUCUAUUAGCGAAUAGGCUAGUGUGUGGGUAGUCAACAUAAUGGCUAGCACCACUGUAAAGUUUUCAGCCACUUUAAGUAAAACCGAUCCGAUCAGUGUACCAGUGCUGAUCGUAGGUCAAGAAAAACAUUUGUCUAGUUUACCUUAUUCUGCUGUCAAAUGUAAGCUAGAACCACGGGUUAAUGAACAGACUUUCAAAUCUGCUUUGUCUGUAUUAAAUCCUUGUCCAACAGACACUUGUCCACUUUUUCUCAACACUGCCACUUUAGCAGCCAUUUCCAACAAUCAUAGUCGUCAUAAUUCAUCAGCACAACCCCAUAUGCUUACAAAACUGAUCAAUAUGAAUUCAGCUGGGUACAAUGAAUGCAUUGUGAUUGUUUGCGAGCGAAAAGACAUGUUUGCCUCAGGUUGUGCUGCAGCUCGAGCGUUCUACGACUACUGCCGUAAAACUAAAAUAUAUGUUGGCAAACUAAAAGAACAGAAGAAAUCUACUGUAACGGUUACAGUAGAGUUUUUAAUAAUUCCCGACAGCAAUGGUGAUAACAAGGUGGAAAAAGAAGAAAUUGCAACUUUGGAAAGAAUAGCGAAUGCUAUUAAAAUGACUGCACGUAUUGUUGAUACUCCGUGUAAUGAUAUGAAUGUCAAUCAUUUCUUAGAUGAAAUAAAACAUGUAGGAGCUGACUUGAAUAUUAAUCCUACAAUAAUUAGCGGCGAAGAGUUGAAGAAAAAAGGUCUAGGAGGAAUAUAUGGUGUGGGUAAAGCAUCUUCUAUAGGUCCAGCUCUUGCUGUAUUAUCUUACACCCCACACGGAGCCACAGAAACAAUUGCUUGGGUUGGCAAAGGCAUUGUUUAUGAUACUGGUGGUCUUAGCAUCAAAGGAAAAACAGCUAUGCCUGGCAUGAAAAGAGAUUGUGCUGGAGCAGCUGCUAUUUUAGGAGCGUUCCAUGCUAUAGUGAAGUCUAGUUUCAAACAAAAUCUUCAUGCUGUUUUUUGUUUGGCAGAAAAUUCAGUUGGACCAGAUUCAACUCGACCUGAUGACAUACAUACACUUUAUUCAGGAAGAACUGUUGAAAUCAAUAAUACUGAUGCUGAAGGACGUCUAGUUUUAUCAGAUGGUGUAGUGUAUGCAUCUAGAGAUCUUAAUGCCAAAGUUAUAUUAGACAUGGCUACACUAACUGGAGCACAGGCAAUUAGCACAGGGAAGUAUCACGCUGCAGUAAUGUCUAACUCAGAACAAUGGGAAAAAAAUGUAGUGUCUGCUGGCUUAAUAUCUGGCGAUUUAACAUUUCCAAUUGUUUACUGUCCAGAACUUCAUUUUUGUGAAUUUUCAUCAUCUGUAGCUGAUAUGAAAAAUUCUGUCGCUGAUCGAUCAAAUGCUACUUCGUCGUGUGCUGGACUGUUUAUAGCUGCUCAUCUUGGCUUUGAUACGACUAAUCAAUGGAUUCAUGUGGACAUUGCAGGGCCUUCUCAUUACGGUGAACGAGCAACUGGUUAUGGAGUAGCGCUUUUGACAGCACUUUUUGCCAAGUAUACAAAUGAUCUUCUAUUGCAAAACGUUUCCAAACAUAUUGAAUAAUUUUAAGUCAUUAACGUCUAUUUCAAAAACCUUUUUGUUUAAUUAAAUAUUUUUUGUGAACUCAACUUAAAUUGAUAUUUUUGUCAUAUUUCUGUAUUUUAUAUUCGUGCCAUAACUUUUUAACAAAUGUUUUCUUUAAAAUUAAUAAUUGAAAAAUAAAAUCUGUUCUAAAUUUA
Aphis gossypii (cotton aphid) is the source of this 2010-nucleotide messenger RNA. It is a transcript of the gene grsm, whose product is annotated as probable aminopeptidase NPEPL1. NCBI's taxonomy places the organism in Eukaryota, Metazoa, Arthropoda, Insecta, Hemiptera, Aphididae. Gene Ontology annotation, cellular component: cytoplasm. The record is from RefSeq and is a predicted model, not a curated record. The transcript is spliced from 10 exons. Gene Ontology annotation, molecular function: manganese ion binding; metalloaminopeptidase activity. Bases 299 to 1834 code for a protein of 511 amino acids. Gene Ontology annotation, biological process: proteolysis.